Messenger RNA from Saprolegnia parasitica CBS 223.65, 1191 nucleotides. RefSeq lists its product as hypothetical. The record is from RefSeq and is a predicted model, not a curated record. Lineage: Eukaryota; Oomycota; Saprolegniomycetes; Saprolegniales; Saprolegniaceae. Bases 1 to 1191 code for a protein of 396 amino acids. The transcript has a single exon.
AUGGAUUCGAACACGAACCCUGUCGUGCCGGCGGCUGGCACUGCCACCCCUCGUCGUCAAGCCGCGCGGGGUCGCCCGACCAGAGAUGCGCAAAUUGCCGCCUCCCCCCGUCGACCCAACCAUUCGCUGGUCUUCGACAAGAGCGCGCUUGUGACGCCAUCUGGCAACGGCGGCACGGCGCUGCGCUUCCACGCGGUGAAGUUUCGGCUUGACACGAUCACGAUGUAUCGCAAUGACUACCCGACAGACACGGAGUCGCAGCUCACAGACGUCUCCAUCGCGACCAUGGUGUGGCACCUCGUGCGGUGCAUCAUGGGCAACGACGCGAUCAUCGGGCGCAUGGCCACGGCGGUGCAGCCGAUGUGGACGUACGUCGUUCCCAGCACCAUUGGUACCGCGAUGGCGCACGUGCCCGCAGCGACGGGAGACCAUGCCAUGCGCGACCACGUCUGGGUGCACGUCGACAUCAAGUCGUACGCCGUGCAGCUCUUCAACACGACCGAAGGGCCGCUCGGGGACAUCCUCGCGGACCCGAGCACUAACCGCCUCUACGUCAUCUCAACGAACAGCGUGCGGCGCCACGUCGUCGACGACCGCGUCCAACUCGUCGGGGCCGAUUGGUUCCUCGAGGCCUUCCGCGUCAUGAGCGACGUCGAGCUCACAAAUAUCGUUCGCAGCGUGACCAACUGCUGCUUGGACAAAGGUUCUUCGUACAACGUGCAGCCGGUGGCGCCUUUGCCGCGCGUCCCGAACCGCGCCACGAUCCCGUCGUCACCGCCACGAAACGGUUCGGACUCGGAGUCGGGGACACCCGGCAGCGGGAAGCAGGCCAAGCGCAAGGCCACGACGGUACUUCAAGACCAGCCGGCUGCACAAGUCCGUCGCCUUGACCCUGCACUCUAUACGCCGGCCGCUGCUCCGGUUGUCGUCGCGCCUGCCGCUGCCCCGGUUGUCGUCGCGCCUGCCGCUGCUCCGGUCGCCGUCGCGCAUGCUGCAGCCGAAGCCCUCGACACCCCGCCGCAGGUCGUCACCCCGGCUUCACACACCGAGUUGCUUGCUGCGGUUCAAGAUUUGCGUGGCGAAAUCGCGCGACUGCGGGGUCUGCCGGAACGAGUCCUCGCGAUCGAGGCGACCAUGGCGAGCGACAAGGUCUUGAUCGAAGAGCUCAUGGCCCGCAUGGAUCUUCUAUAG